Messenger RNA from Adelges cooleyi (spruce gall adelgid), 1248 nucleotides. RefSeq lists its product as uncharacterized. Gene Ontology annotation, molecular function: DNA binding; nucleotide binding; DNA-directed DNA polymerase activity. The transcript has 2 exons. Bases 187 to 1248 code for a protein of 353 amino acids. Gene Ontology annotation, biological process: DNA replication. Lineage: Eukaryota; Metazoa; Arthropoda; Insecta; Hemiptera; Adelgidae. The record is from RefSeq and is a predicted model, not a curated record.
ACGGUGAAUUUCGUCCCCUGUUUUUUUCACAACUUAAGUUCUUAUGAUUCACAUUACCUCAUAAAACAGCUUGGAAACACAGACAAAAGGAUUUCCGUUAUACCGAACACAGAAGAACAGUUUAUUUCAUUUUCAAAAUAUGUUACAAACACUUUUUCUGUACGGUUCGUCGACAGCUUUCGGUUUAUGGGAUCAAGUUUGGCUGCCCUGACUACCAAUUUACGAAAAUGUGACAUGGGGUUAUUCAAGGAAACAACCAAGACAUUUGCCGGAUGUGAUUUGAGCCUGGUUACUCAAAAAUCUUUUUACCCAUACUCUUACACGUGUGACUGGGAUAGGUUAGAAGAAACAAAGCUUCCGCCUAAAGACGCAUUCUUUAACGAGCUAACCGAAUCGCAUAUAGGUCAAAACGAUUACGACCAUGCUGUGAGAGUGUGGGAUUAUUUCAAAUGCAAAACUUUGGGAGAAUACUCAGACAUUUAUUUAAAAAUUGAUACUGUAAUUUUAUGCGACGUUUUUGAAGCUUUCCGUGACUUAUGCAUGAGAACGUACAAAUUGGACCCCUGUCAUUACUACACUGCCCCUGGACUCAGCUUUCAGUCAAUGCUGAUGUACACAGGUAUAGAGCUGGAGCUUCUAAGUGAUUAUGAGAUGAUGUUAUUUUUUGAACGAGGUAUUCGGGGAGGAAUGACAUUCUCGACUAUGAAAUAUGCUAAGGCUAACAACCGAAAGACGCCUGGAUACGAUCCGAAUAAACCUGACAGCUGGAUUCUUUAUCAAGAUGUCAACAAUUUAUACGGAUGGAGCCUUUCCCAGAAUAUGCCCCACUCUGGAUUUCAAUGGUUGGAUGAGGACCCCGAGACAUCCCUUAGGAGACUUGAAGAUUUGGAUGAAAAAUCUCCAACAGGGCUGGUAUUUGAAGUGGAUAUAACAUACCCAAAACAUCUACACGAUGAGCAUAACGAGCUUCCCUUCUUACCAGAAACCAAAUGCCCGCCGGGGUCAAAAAUAAAAAAACUGCUCACAACGUUUGACAAAAAGACUAAUUACGUUGUCCACUACCUAAACCUUAAACAAGCGAUCGCCAACGGACUGCGUGUCGAAAAGGUACACAGAGUGUUAAAAUUCAAUCAAUCGGCUUGGCUGGCACCAUAUAUAGAAUUGAAUACGAAGUUGAGACAAAAAGCAUCCAAUGACUUUGAAAAAGACUUUUUCAAACUUAUGAAUAACUCCGUAUUUGGUGAGUAA